Molecule: messenger RNA, 3164 nt
Organism: Cryptomeria japonica (Japanese cedar)
Lineage: Eukaryota; Viridiplantae; Streptophyta; Pinopsida; Cupressales; Cupressaceae
Product: scarecrow-like protein 18
Exons: 2
Coding region: 1315-2628 (437 amino acids)
Biological process (GO): meristem initiation; regulation of DNA-templated transcription
Cellular component (GO): nucleus
Molecular function (GO): sequence-specific DNA binding; DNA-binding transcription factor activity
Source: RefSeq, a predicted model, not a curated record
CCACUUGAAGUGCAACGUCAAUCUUAUUGAUUUGGAAUUGGUGUUUUUUGGCUUAUUAAAUUGCUGUGUGGAUUCUUCCUUUGGAUGCACGCAUGAGUCUGCCUUGCUGACCUCCACUUGGGUUUUGCCUUUCUCUCCAUGACACUCUUUCUCCACCAUGUUGGGUCUGCAUGUUUUGCUUUUCAGGCAGAGGACAAGAGACACAAGCAAGGCAUCAAGGGAGAACAAAACAGCUUUUGGGAGCUGUAGAAUUCCAUCAACAAAUCAGGCCAUGGGUUAAGAAAUAAAUUGUGGGAGAAGGAUAGCUGGAGUAUUGAGAUUCACACAAGCAAGGGAAGACAUAACGUUUGGAUUUGGACAAUUCGGUGGGAAAUUUGUUUUGCAGGAGGAGGAACAGGAAUUUCAGGGUACAGUUAUAUUCCUGUGCAACCAAAUCCCCUGACUUGUCGAUCAAAAUGAUUUAUAUUCUACUUGUUUGGCAAAAAUGUUGUACAAGAUGCUGAGAGAAUGGAUGAUAUGAACAGCUGGAAUUGAAAAUCAGAAGAAGAGAAGGGAAAAAAGGGCAGUACAGGGCUGGGCUAGGCAAGCUAGGCUAUGGAUGGAUAUAUACACACACAUAUGUUUGUGUGUAUGUACAUGUUACAUUCCGUGUGGCUCACGGUCAGAGGAUAUACUAAAUGAAUAUAUGAAUGCUAUGGAAUGGGUGUGUUGUACAGAUGGGCCAGGGGGUUGCGUUUGUGCUGCAACUUAGUGCUGACAGGAAGUCAUCCCGAAAAGAUUUGUGCCACAAAUUGUGCUGCUCAUAUGCGACAACACUACAGUGUGCUUAGGGCUUGAACUGGUGGUGUGUGUUUUUGUGGUUACAAGGGAUACACCUACUAGUUCUGCACAGAUUUUUUGCAAAGCCUGGAUAAGCAUGGGGUGAUUGCGUGAAGGGAAGGAAUAUUUUGGGGAUGGACAGCACGGCCGUCCUGGAAAUAAUAAAAAAAAGUGUUGUGGAGAAGAAGAAGAACAAGGGCUUGGUUGAUUUUCCAACCAGGAUCUUCUUCUGAGAAAGCGCAAUUCUACUAGUAUUAUUAUUAUCAUUAUUAUUAUUAUUUUUGCUUCUGAUUGUUGAUUGCUGAUUGCUUCUGUAAGCAGUACUACUGGAGCUUGGCAGAGCAGAGGAGGGCCAGGCAGGCAGGGCUGUUGAUCUCAGAUCAUGUUGUCCUCAGUUGUCAAAGCGGAUAUCACUAUUAUAACUAAGGGCUCCAGCAGUCUGGUGGCUCCAUUGCGGGGAUUGGGACUCGAACUCGAACUCGAGCACAGGUGCAAAUGCAACGCCAGAGGACGCAGCAAAAUCAAGAAGAUCAGGAGGAAAUCGAGAAGAAGAACAGCAGCAGCAGCGGCGGCUACAGCUUCUUCAAUUUGCUCUGCUGUUCGGCCGCCUCUUUCAAUGAAAUGCUGGCCUCCUCUGAUUCACACGAAGAAGAAGAGGAAAGAGCAGCAGAAGAAGCAAAUGCCUUUGAAAGCGGACGAACAGAACCUCCGCCGCCGCCGCCGCCAUUGCCGCCGGCGUCGAUUUCUGAGCUGGUGAUGGAAGCUGGUGAAGCCGUCGCGCAGAACGACCGGAACCGCGCAGGGCGCCUGGUUGCGCCUCUGACGGCUCGCGCGUGUGCUCGCGGCGACGCUACAGAGCGCCUGGCCUGCCAAUUUGUCCGCGCGCUCUGUUCAAGAAUGCACAUUUCUUCCAUUUUCGGCGAACCCUCGGAAGCGGCAGCGGAUUUGGAGACGGCUUACCUUGCCCUAAAUCAGGUCACGCCUUUCGUCCGUUUUGCUCACCUGACGGCUAACCAGGCGAUCUUGGAGGCCAUUAAUGGCCACGAAGGUUCCAUUCAUAUUGUUGACCUAAAUAUUAUGCAGGGCGUCCAAUGGCCGCCAUUUAUGCAGGCUUUGGCAGAGCGGCCGGGCGGGCCGCCAAGCCUGAUGAAAAUCACCGCCGCCGGGCCCGAAUUGCACAGCCUGAACAGGACUGGACGGCGCCUGCACCGAUUUGCACAGACGCUGGGUCUUCCUUUCGAGUUCGUUUCGCUUCCAUUUGCGGAACAAUUUACCGGCAACAUAAUUUCUACCCCUGGUGAAGCCCUAGCUGUGAAUUGUGCCUUUUAUUUACACAGAUUGUUGGAUGACAAUGUGUAUAGCAGGUUGAGGUCCCUGCUGCUGCAAAUUAAGGGCUUGGAGCCGAGAGUUGUGACUGUUGCAGAGAAAGAAAUGGACAGCAACCAGGCGGAUUUUGUGUACCGGUUAUCUCAAAUGUUUGCUCAUUAUUCUUCCAUUUUUGAGUCUCUUGAGGCCACGCUGCCUCCUAACAGUAAAGAGCGGUUCAGUGUAGAGGAAAUUUGGCUGGGAAGGGAGAUUGUUAACACUGUUUCUAGUGAUACCAGGCACCAGAGAUUUGAGCGCUGGGCUCAAGUUAUGAAUGAUUGUGGCUUUAACAGUAUUCCUCACAGUGAAUUUGCUAUUUCACAGGCCAGGCUUCUUCUCAGACUCCAUUACCCUUCUGAAGGAUAUUAUUUGGAGGCUCUCAACAAUUGCUUCUUUUUAGGAUGGCAGAACGCUCCUCUUUUCUCAGUCUCAUCUUGGCAUUGAUUUGAUUUGAUUGACCAGAAUCCUACUACUCCAGUUCCAAUGCCCCCCCUCUCUCUCUCUCUCUCUUUCUGGUUUCUCUCAUUGCAUUUUAAUUACCUACUACGUCCAUCAACAAUAUCAAAGAUUGCAUACAACAUGGCUCCGGUUAGUUAGUUGUAUGUAGACUGUUGAAUGAACAAAUUCAAUCUUCACAUCACGCCAUUAUAUCCAUCCAAGUAAUCCUGUAUCUAAGACUGUUAGACUAACUAACCAAUAAUAUUGAUAAUAAGAUUGAAGAUACAUAUAUAUGUUUUAUGAAAUCUAGCUGUGUUAUUGGAAUCAGGAGAGCAAGUUCUUUUUAAAUGUGAAUCCUUGCCAAAACACCAAACAAUGGCGUUUUGCAGAGAUACUUGAAAGAAAGCAACUGACUCAGUGCAAAUGUUACAUGCAUGCCUUCUUUCACAGGCAUGCAGUUUUCGAAUCCUCUCAUAUAAAACUCGUUAUAAGAUUAUAUAUAUUUUUCUAUGGAGCGAAUAUGUAUAUCAUUUUCAGAUCAA